Striga hermonthica is the source of this 648-nucleotide messenger RNA. The record is from the annotation of a GenBank genome assembly. NCBI's taxonomy places the organism in Eukaryota, Viridiplantae, Streptophyta, Magnoliopsida, Lamiales, Orobanchaceae.
AUGGCCCUUGAAAUUUGGGAAUCCUUCAGUGAAUCAUUCACAGCGUACACUGGGCUAUCUCCGGCCACCGCCUUCACGGCGGUCGCCGUGGGACUCUCCAUCUACUACCUGGCCCUGCUCUACUUCGGCUCUAUGUCCUCCGACGACAGCCAGGGCCACGGCGGCCACGGCGGGUUCGACGAUACGGCGGAGCCGCUGGCUCCCCCGGUUCAGGUGGGUGAAAUUACUGAUGUGGAGCUGAAGCAGUACGACGGGUCGGAUCCUAAGAAGCCCUUGCUCAUGGCCAUCAAGGGCCAGAUUUAUGAUGUCACACAGAGCAGGAUGUUUUACGGGCCCGGUGGGCCUUACGCUUUGUUUGCUGGAAAGGACGCGAGUCGGGCCCUAGCAAAAAUGUCGUUCGAAGAGAAAGACUUAAACGGCGAUCUUACGGGCCUCGGUGUAUUUGAACUGGAGGCUCUUCAGGAUUGGGAAUUCAAAUUCAUGACCAAAUAUGUUAAGGUUGGGACUGUGAAACAAACCACCGUUUGGGCAAGCGAAGGUCAUAAAAACGAGUCGGGUGAAAGUAAUAACACUGAAGUGAGCUCGUCCGAGGAUGCUGCAAAGGGACGUGAGGAGAUUGAGGAUGAUAAUGAGGAGAAAAAGGAGUGA